Messenger RNA from Anolis carolinensis (green anole), 1126 nucleotides. It is a transcript of the gene rnf183, whose product is annotated as ring finger protein 183. The transcript has a single exon. NCBI's taxonomy places the organism in Eukaryota, Metazoa, Chordata, Lepidosauria, Squamata, Anolidae. The coding region runs from base 132 to 686 and encodes 184 amino acids. Gene Ontology annotation, biological process: protein ubiquitination. Gene Ontology annotation, molecular function: ubiquitin protein ligase activity. The record is from RefSeq and is a predicted model, not a curated record.
AGGAAGUCCUUUCCUUUAUGCUUUUCAAUAGGCCUGCGGUGACACCAUCAAUAGUGUAGAUUUAUGUGGAUUUCUGAACCUAACCUGGUUUCUUUCCGGGCAGUGCAAAGACGGCAUCGUCUCCCCAAAGCAUGGCUGAGAAGCAAGGCACAGCGUUGGCAUCUGAGUGCCCGAUCUGCUGGAGCCCCUUCGACAACGCCUUCCGGACGCCCAAGCUCCUCCGGUGCCGACACACCUUCUGCAUCGAGUGCCUGGCCCACCUGAGUUUAGUGGCAUCGGACCCACACUGCCUGCAAUGCCCACUUUGUCGCCACCCCACCGAGCUCCCGUCCCACCAAGCCGUCACUGCGCUGCCCACCAACGGAGCCGUCUUGCGUUUGCUCCGGCUGGAGCCCAACCACGUUGUCUUGGAUGGCAGGCGGUUGUAUCUGAAGGACCAACGCAAGAGCCGGUAUUUCCUCCGCCAGCCGAGGGUUUACACCUUGGACCUGGGCUCCGAAUCCUCGGACACCGAAGGAGCCCAGACGGCGACCCCAAGCUUGCCCGACCAUAGGACACUUCGAGAGUGUUCCCGCAACCCGCAGCUUCGCCUUUUCUCCUACUUGAUGGCCGUCAUCUUGAUCGUCAUCAUGCUUCUGGUGUUCUUUAUCUUCUGGACCAACCAUUUCUUCACCCGUUCAGGAUGAGAAUGGGAACGGUAUUGUUGUUGUUUUAAAUUGAGUGUCUAUGAUGGGAGUGGGGAAACUAAGGGCACAUCGACACUGAUUCCUUUGUGCCGAUAGAUGAUGACACAGGACAUCCUGGAACCACUUUGAGGCCUGGAUAGUGAUGACACAAACCAAGCACCGAUGCACAUUAAGGGCUUCUCUUCUUGUGCUUUCCUGAGUUUCUUGUCUAACCACCACAGUUUGAAGCUAGUUUCAAACUACAUUCAAUGGGAUUUAUGUGGGUAGAACAGGGAUUCCCAACCCAUGGGCCGCGGCCAACUGGUGGGUUGCGAGACCUAAAAGAGGGUCCGCAAGACAUGCAGGAAAAAUUGCAAUUGCAGAUGCGCCGGGAUGCGUGUCACCGUUGGAGAAGUGUAAGAGAGAGGUCAGGGAGAGAAGGAAGGAAGGAAGGAAGGAAG